AUUAGGUACUUCCUUGUUCUUCAAUUGAUAACUAAACAAUACUUUCCUCUCUUCAAAAUCUUCGUCAUUGCAAUUUCAGCCUCAACCUUUCCAUACUUUACAUACCUUACUCAAAUUUUACAUUCGGAAGUCGUAUACAGGAUUAAUACGUACACAGAACCAAUUGGCCUUUCGUUGAUCUACAGCUGCACCUCCUUUAAAAACAAACGACAGUUUAACUCUUGGAAUCGAGUUGAAUCAUGCCUGGUCCCGCUGUCAAACAGCAACACCGAAAGGCAUCUGCAAAACCCAAUGUCGCUACCCCCAAACAAAGUGCACCCUCUAGUAUUAACGGCUUCACUCGCGUUUCAAAGUCGGUAACUAGUACCGAUGUUAAGAAGGAGGUCGCUCUUACGCCGAAGAAGAGUUCGACUAUUGAGCCGCUCACACCUGCUUCCCGAAAGAGACCAAUUAGAAGUAUCGAGGAAAAGGACUCUUCGGCGGAUGAGAGACCAAUCAAACGCCUAAGUCUUCCUGUCAAAUCACAAAAAGCUGUGUCUCAACCUGCAAAACGUGGUCGCGGUCGUCCCUCGAAGGCUCGUCCCGAGCCCAUACUGAAAAAACGCACGAGGAGUCCGAGCAUUUCCGAUUCGGAUGAGUCAGCUGUCAAUGCGGGUGCGCUACUCAAGAGACUCCGUCUAGAAUCAUCACCAUCUCGCAGCUCUACACCUUUUUCGGUCAAUACACCAAUCACCGAGCCCGAUAUUGACGAGAACGACUUUGUCACAUCAAAGAAUGGACUUCCCGAAGAGGUCCUAGCUCUUAUCGACCUACACUCUUCACUGCUAAAGACCUUAACAUUACACUACGCGCACAAUGGAUCCAACGUACCCGCAGACUUGCGAGUCUUAUGCCCGAACGUAUCACGUGCGUGGGGAAGAAAGCAAGUCACCGAAGCCGAUAUUAGACUCUGUCUUGGUGUCCUCAAUUUCGAGCCAAAAACAACCUCUACUAAGCCCUUAUUCUCGCUUUCGGACUACGGUCGCGGUAAGAUUUGCAUCGAAAUCGAUUCGGUACAACAUGAAUCUGGCCGCCCGUUGGACGAGAAAAAACUAAACGACACGUUCCACGACAACAUCUCUUCACUUUGGACUCGGUUCUCGGCUACCAAUGGCCUCGACGUCUCGGCUUUUAUCUCUACUACGCUCCCCAGAGCCCCCGUGACGCUCUGCGAAUCCGUCGCGAAAGCCGCGCCCGUGCUAUCGAAGGGCCAGAAGCGGCUCGAGGAGUUGAAACAAGGCAUGGUGCUGAAGAAGCAGGAGAAGGAAGCCAAGAGCAAACCCCCACAGCUACAACAGCAGCAACAAUCCGGCGAUGUGCAAAUGUCGGGCGCGGGAGCAGCUCCCAAGAUGAGCGUCCUGGACCGCAUCCGGUUAAAGUCCCUCCAGAAGUCCUCGCUCCCCGCCGGCAACCUCUCGCCCGCGCAACUCCAGCGCCGCGCGGCGUUGCAGCGCGCACCCGAAGUGGCCGGUAUGCUAGGCAUGCUGAGCCGCGCCGCGGGCCAGGGGGGACGGGUGUCGUUUACUAUGGCGGCGACGUUGGAAAAGCUCAAGGACUCGCUACGGAUGGGCGUUUCGCGCGAGGAGGGCGCCGCUUGCGUUCGCCUGCUAGCGAGCGAAGUUGCGCCGGAGUGGGCGCGCGUCGUGGUUAUCGGAGGACGGGAAAAUGUGGUUCUCGAGACGGAUAGACAGCCUAAUAAGGCGGAUGUGGAGGGACGGGUCCGAGGGUUACUCGAGCAGGAGUGAAGCGAAGAAUGAAGUGACAAAGGGGUGGAAAUCAUGAUUACGAGAGAACUGCAUCCUAAGAGGUGGUGGGAGGUGGAAAGAGGAUCUAUGCUUCUUCUGGACAUGCGAAUUACCGUCUUGUCCCUGUUUUUUAUUGUUGCAUUGCAUAGCAUCGCGUUGCAUCACUGGACCACGGCUUGGUCUACGGCUUUUCGCAUUACACGAAGAUACCUCCCUCGUCUGGAUUGGCGAAUGGGAAACACUGGGUUGCUACAAACAAGUAUUAAUAGCAUCAUCAGACUUGGAUUCCGAAUCUAAUAAUAAAAACACCAAAUUUCAAAAAACAAU
Molecule: messenger RNA, 2111 nt
Organism: Daldinia caldariorum
Lineage: Eukaryota; Fungi; Ascomycota; Sordariomycetes; Xylariales; Hypoxylaceae
Exons: 1
Coding region: 240-1784 (514 amino acids)
Source: RefSeq, a predicted model, not a curated record